CGUUCUUAGCCUGUUCCAUUCAGUCCGUCACCAUUAACCCGACAGUCACGGCGAGUUCAUAUUCCGAGAUGGGGUUGACGAGGUGUGGAAAUUUUCUCAAAUAUUCCAUGUUCAUAUUCAACUUCCUCAUAUUAAUAUGUGGUUGUGUAUUACUGGGCAUUGGUAUCUACACACGCGCCAAUGACACGCCAGCCUGCAUCACAUCUUUAGGCAGCAACUUGUUUUUGCCUGUUGCUUUCAUGCUUAUAACCCUGGGCAGCAUUGUCAUCAUACUGUCAUUCCUCGGAUGUUGCGGGGCAAUCAAAGAGGUUCGCUGUAUGCUUGCAACGUUUUUCGCGUUGCUCCUUUUAAUGCUGAUUGUCUUGAUGAUUGGAGGAAUAAUAGCGUACGUUUUUCGGGGAGAGUUUGGUAUCAAAAACUACUUCAGACACCACUUAUAUUCGUCUCUCAAUGAUUCGUAUGGAGAAAAUGACAGAGAAACUCGUGCAUGGAAUUGUAUGCAGAGUGCGCUCGAGUGCUGCGGAGUAGAGGGUGGCAUAAACUCAACCAAUUCAUGGGCUUAUUACAAGCGAAAUACUGUAUGGUUCCUUAACCAAACGGCAGCACGCCGUCCUUACAGAGAAUAUCACCGCUAUGACAAAAUCAAAUAUAUACCAGAUAGCUGCUGUCAAAAGAAGGCCAAUUUAACUCGUUGCACAGGAGGACUUGAAAAAGAUAUGGCUCCAUAUUUAGGACCGCCAGUACUGCCACAUCAAUAUAACGAUCAAAUGUACGGCAAGGGCUGCUUCUCUGCUAUUUCUGAUCUUUUCUACACUUAUCUAAACGCUUUAGGUGGAGCAGCUUGUGGCGUUGCUUUGUUGAUGGUGGAAAUUAUUCGGUAG
This is a messenger RNA of Octopus sinensis (East Asian common octopus), 881 nucleotides long. RefSeq names its product tetraspanin-8-like. Gene Ontology annotation, cellular component: membrane. The transcript is spliced from 11 exons. The coding region runs from base 69 to 881 and encodes 270 amino acids. The record is from RefSeq and is a predicted model, not a curated record. NCBI's taxonomy places the organism in Eukaryota, Metazoa, Mollusca, Cephalopoda, Octopoda, Octopodidae.